Molecule: messenger RNA, 333 nt
Organism: Dovyalis caffra
Lineage: Eukaryota; Viridiplantae; Streptophyta; Magnoliopsida; Malpighiales; Salicaceae
Source: the annotation of a GenBank genome assembly
AUGGAAGGCACUUUAGGCACAUGGAAGGCACUUUUAGGGCACAUGCAGCCACAUGCGGGGCACAAUAAAUUAUAUGGUAUUGAGCUCUUUGAUGAUGUGUUGCUAGAUGAGACUAUGAGUGUGGUUGGACAUUAUAAAGCCAUAAGUCCACCUCAAGUGAAAUUAGAGCAAGUAGGGACAAAUGUUGAUCUUGGGUUACAAGUGAUGGAAAUAAAGUCAUGUGUGCGUCAAUUGCAAAUGGCUGUGGUGCCUACUGGUAAAACAAGACGUGCUCUUGUUGACAGACAACGAUUGUCAGGGACGGCGGCGCGUCAGCAUAGGCUGAGGGAGGCC